Parnassius mnemosyne (clouded apollo) is the source of this 1842-nucleotide messenger RNA. NCBI's taxonomy places the organism in Eukaryota, Metazoa, Arthropoda, Insecta, Lepidoptera, Papilionidae. The record is from the annotation of a GenBank genome assembly.
AUGGAUGCCUACGAUAUCUUUAAAAAACUUACCAAGGGUUUAAAGUUUAAAUAUAGAGUACUAGGUGUUAAAAAUGAUACACAAAGCGCUAAAACUCCUCUAAAGAAAGACAUUGACAGUCAAAAAUCUCCAGAAAUUAAGGAGGAAAUUGAAGAAGAAGAGCCAGUUUUGUCUAAUAGUGAGAGUGAUUGUGAAAGCGGAAAAGAUGAUUUACACAUAGUAGAAGGUGUCAAAAUAGGAGAAAAAAGGAAAAAGAAGAUAAAAGACAAGCCAGAAGAUUUGAAAAAGAAAUUGGAGUUAGAAGAGCAAAACCGUUUCCGUAAUGAACAUGGCAUUAAGGCAGUUGGACGACAUGUGCCAAGCGCAUUGAAAGAUUUUUCAGAAUUGACGUCAAGAUACAAUGUCAGCAGUGCCCUGGUUGAAACCAUUACACAGUGUGGUUAUACAGAGCCUACACCUGUUCAGAGACAAGCACUGCCAUGCAUGUUGGAAGAUCGACAAAUACUAGCCUGUGCUCCAACAGGAUCUGGUAAGACAGCAGCAUUCCUUGUGCCACUAUUACAUGUACUGGGCGGAGCUCAAGGUGGACCCCGAGCCCUUAUACUAUGUCCUACACGGGAACUGGCUCACCAAAUAUAUCGUGAAGCUCUGCGGUUGAGUGCAUCCACACAGCUCAGAUGCUCUGUUAUCAGGAAUGUUAAAGAGAGCAAGGUCAAGGAACGAGAAGCUACUAUUAGGAAAAGCGAUAUCGUAAUAAGCACUCCAAACCGUCUUUGCUACUUGCUGAAUCAAGAUAAUGUAAAUAUAUCCUUGGACAAGGUCCGAUGGCUUAUCAUUGAUGAAGCUGACAAACUGUUCGAGGGUUCCGCUGAUCAGACGUCGGACUUCCGUCAGCAGUUGGAACAAGUGCUGACAGCAUGUGGAAGCAAACAGCGGAGAGUUGCCAUGUUCAGUGCCACCCACACACCCGCAGUCGCCAAAUGGUGCAGGCAUAACUUAAGAGGACUUAUUGCUAUCACUGUUGGGCAACGGAACGCUGCAACACAUUUAGUGGAACAAGAGCUCCUGUACUGCGGCAAUGAGAAUGGUAAGCUGGUGGCCUUCAGGCAGCUAGUGCAAAAGGGACUGAAGCCUCCGGUUCUAGUGUUCGUGCAGAGCAAAGACCGCGCCAAGCAGCUGUUCAAGGAGCUGAUAUAUGAUGGGAUCAACGUUGACGUCAUACACGCGGACAGAACUCAGACGCAGCGUGACAACGUAGUGCGCAGCUUCCGCGUGGGUCGCAUCUGGGUGCUGAUCUGCACGGAGCUGAUGGGCCGCGGGAUGGACUUCCGCGGGGUCAACCUCGUCAUCAACUACGACUUCCCACCUUCCGCCAUCUCAUAUAUACACAGGAUUGGUAGGGCGGGACGUGCGGGACAAUCGGGACGCGCCAUCACUUUCUUCACUCAAGAUGACGUCGUCAAUUUAAGGAGCAUCGCGUCCGUGAUGAAGCAAUCAGGCUGCGACGUACCGGAGUACAUGCUGAAGUUGAAGCAGAACCCUAACAAGAGGAAGAAGCUAAUGAAGAAGGCACCGCAUCGAGACAAGAUAUCCACUAUAUUGGAGAAACGCCCCGACAAGAGGAAAUUGGAAAGUGAAAAGGAUUUAAAUAAAGAAAACAGGGCGAAAGACACGCAAACUGUCAACGACGCAAGAAAUAAGAAACAAAGAAAGGUGUCCAGCCAAGAGCAGAAGAUCGUAAAGCAGAAAAAAGGCACAGACAAGAAAGAGAAUAAAAAAGGAAAGAAGAUUAAUAAGAAGAGAAAGAAAAAAGCGUUUGUAAAGCCGGCGGCGUCUAGUUGA